Messenger RNA from Nerophis lumbriciformis (worm pipefish), 3456 nucleotides. It is a transcript of the gene rnf20, whose product is annotated as ring finger protein 20, E3 ubiquitin protein ligase. The record is from RefSeq and is a predicted model, not a curated record. NCBI's taxonomy places the organism in Eukaryota, Metazoa, Chordata, Actinopteri, Syngnathiformes, Syngnathidae. Gene Ontology annotation, cellular component: HULC complex; nucleus. Gene Ontology annotation, molecular function: metal ion binding; ubiquitin protein ligase activity.
GGCGCGCUUGCAGUUUAUAACACUGCAUCUUUCCAGCUUGCGUUUCCGUGAGGAGACGACUCGCAACAUCAACAUUUGUUCGAUUCAAUUGACUUUUUUUCUUCCUUCUAGUAAAAAGCGCUGCGUUUUAAGUGGUGUCUUGAGGAUGUCGGGGCAGAAGCGUCCUGCAGACCCCAGCGGCCCCGCGUCCUCCUCGGGUGUGCACCCAGAAAAGCGAAGGGAGCGGGAUGGUGAGGACGGAGGAGGUUCCGGUGUCAGCGCGGCUGCAGGUGGGAGCACAGCCGUUGAGACCGUCAUCAAACUCGGAGGUGUUUCCAACUCGGAAGAACAAGAUAUCAAAGCUCUCCAGACGAAGAACCGUAAACUGGGAGAAUCCUUAGAUCAAAGACAGGGGAUUGAAGAUGAACUACGAGAGAGAAUCGAAAGACUCGAGACGCGCCAGGCCACCGAUGAUGCAAGUCUGCUGAUCCUCAAUAGAUACUGGAAUCAGUUUGAUGAAAAUAUAAAGCUGUUCAUCAGGCGUUAUGACCAAUCGCCCAGCGAACCUGAGAAGUCUCCAACAAUAGAGGGAAGGAACCUAAAGCCAGAAACCCCUGAACCUGAUGGAGACUCUAAUCAAGAGAGGGCCAAGGACAGAGGCCACCAGGGAGAGACGUCCAACUCUUUCCUGGCCACGCUGGCCAGCAGCACCAGUGAGGAGAUGGAGGCAGAGCUCCAAGAGAGAGUGCAGUCCAGUCAGAUGCAGGCUGCUCGUAUUGUGGAGAUCUACAAGUGUCUGAAGAGCACUGUGGACCAGCUAAAUGCAGACGUGGACUCCGGAGUUGGAGGUAGUUUGUGGCCUGCAGCUUCCAAACUCAAUGCACUCCUGACCAGUGAAAACGAGCGUCUUCAACAGAUGACUGAAGACCUCAAGCGGAAACACAGUCACAUGACCAGUGAGUCCCGAUCUCUGGCCCGCGCUGCAAACAAGGCAGACCAGCGUGUCAGCGAGCUGCAGGUUCUGAUCGAAGAGCUUCAGUGGGAUAUGGAGAAGAUACGUCGGCGAGAAAAUCGCCUCAAUGCGCACAUGAGCGAAAUACUUGAAAGGGUAAACAGCAAAGGCUAUAAGGUGUGUGGGGAGGCCAGCAGUGUUUGUGGAACCAUCACAAUCAACAAGAGGAAGUUUGAGGAAAUGGACAGCGAGUUGGAGGAGAACCAAGAGCUGGCAGACAAUCGUUUCACUGAGCUUCAGAAACUCCAGCAGGACCUCCAAAAUGUGCUGCAGGAGAACAACAACAUGAAGGCAGAGCUGCUGAGUCGAGCAGAGUGCUUGGUGAGGGAAACCUCUGAGUAUCGCUGUCUGCAGUCUCAGUUUUCUGUGCUCUACAACGAGUCUUUGAUACUCAAGGCUCAGUUGGAUGAGACACGCGCUCGUCUCAACACGACGAGGACGGCACGACUUCGACAACUGGAGCACAUGGAGAAUGACGAGGUGACACUGCAGAGGAAGGUUCGCACUGAGGUGUUUCAGCUGGAAGAUACGCUGGCUCAAGUCAGGAAGGAGUAUGAGAUGCUGCGCAUCGAAUUCGAACAGACUCUUGCCGCCAACGAGCAAGCGGGCCCUAUAAACCGAGAGAUGCGCCAUUUGAUCAGCACCCUACAAACUCACAACCAGCAGAUGAAGGGAGAGGUUGUGAAAUUCAAGCUGAGGCUAAGAGAGACACAAGCUGAACUCAACCAGAUCUGCGUUUCAAAGGGGAACACCAUCUUGCAAUCUCAGUCCAGCACAGAGAUGGAUGUGAAGGAGGAGACGUCUCCUACGACAACCGCGAUUUCAGGGGACUCUGUAGUCAAGACUGAGCCUCCUGACAACGGCUCUUCUACGCCAAGCAGCACUGGCACAUCAGUUAAAACAGAGCCAGGAGUCGAACCUGAGGUAUCCGUCAAAGAGGAGGAGAAAGAUGAGAAGAAAGAAAAGGAAGAAAAGAAAGACAUUGUUAUCAAGAAAGAAGAGAAAGACAGAGAGCGGGAGAGGGAAAAGGAGAGGGACCGGCCAACUCGCAGCGGCAUAAAGGAAGAGAAGGAUAAAUCAGGGAGUAGCCACCAAUCUGAGGAAUCUUCUGGGGAGCGCCUUUCUUCAGCUGGGGUGCCAAAAAGGAAAGAGAUGGAGCAGCUAAAGAUCGUCAGAGUAGAGCUCAAAAAAGCCCAGGAGUCCCAGAGGGAGAUGAAGCUGCUCUUAGACAUGUAUCGCUCAGCCCCUAAGGAACAGAGAGACAAAGUCCAGUUGAUGGCAGCAGAGAAGAAAGCCAAGUCGGAGGCAGAGGAGCUGCGUCAGAGGCUGAGGGAGCUUGAGGAACGAGAAAGGAGAGAGGGCAAGAAGAUGGCCGACGAGGAAGCCUUAAGAAAGAUUCGCUCAGUGGAAGAGCAGAUCGACAUCCUCAACAAAAAGCUCUCCAUAGCAAAGCAGGAGGAGGACGCCCUGCUGAGCGAGAUGGACGUGACGGGCCAGGCCUUUGAGGACAUGCAGGAACAGAACAUUCGCCUGAUGCAGCAGCUCCGAGAAAAAGAUGACGCCAACUUCAAGCUGAUGAGCGAGCGCAUCAAGUCCAACCAGAUCCACAAGCUGUUGAAAGAGGAGAAGGAGGAGCUGUCGGAUCAACUGCUCACUUUAAAAACUCAGGUGGAUGCCCAGCUGCAGGUGGUGAGAAAGCUUGAGGAGAAGGAGCGCCUGCUGCAGGGCACUAUUAGUACUGCUGAGAGAGAACUAGCUCUAAGAACACAAGCACUGGACAUGAACAAACGCAAGGCCCAGGAGUCGGCAAUGUUAUCGGAGGAAGUGCGAACUCAGCUGGAGCAGGUUCAGCAGAGGCUUGUUGUGGUCAGAGAAGAGGUGGUAGAGAACAGCAUCUCCAGGGAGAAGGAGUCGUUCAACGCCCGACGAGCACAGGAGGACAUCUCUAAACUGAGGCGAAAGAUCGAAAAGGCCAAGAAACCCGCUGAGAAAAUUAGCAAUGGCGACGACCUCCUAAAUGAAGAAAUUAGUGACUAUAAGGCCCGGCUAACGUGUCCUUGUUGCAACUCCCGGGUGAAGGACGCCGUCCUGACAAAGUGCUUCCACGUCUUCUGCUUCGAGUGCGUCAAGACACGCUACGACACGCGCCAGAGGAAAUGCCCCAAGUGCAACGCCGCAUUCGGGGCCAACGACUUUCAUCGCAUCUACAUUGGCUAGUCCACCCUUAAUGUGAGGCAGGAAGACGACAAGCAGUGUAGUGCAGAUGCUGCCCGCAGCACUUGUUCUCCUCUUUUGUGUUGAAAACGGCUCUACUGUAUUUGUCCGGCCUCAAACUGAACUGAAGGCGUUAAUACUUAGCUUUUAGGUGAUUGUUUUUUUUACUGACUGAAUUUGUAUGUGGCCUUAAAACAAGGCAGUCACACACAAAGGAUUAGCAGCAUUGCAAUGAACGUGUGAAUGUGUAA